GUUGCAUACGGAUUACCAUCGACCUGUUUUUAUUUAUUUAAUUUUUUUUUUAGUUUGUUUUGUGUUUGCUGCUUUUUUUUCAUGUGCGUUUCCUGGGCUCGCCUGGCCGGCUGUUGAAAGAUGCCCCGUUCAUUUUUGGUGAAGCAGGUUAAGCUCGAUGAUUUCUCGUCAUCUGCAGUGGCCUCCAAUCACCACCACCACCAGCACCACCACCACCACCUGGACGACUCCUACACUUUCGCACGCUCCAUCACAGACUCUGUGGCCAGUCUGGGGGUCCGGCUGAGUGAAAAUGGCUACAUCAAGGACUACAUCACGCCGUCGGUCUACCAGAGCGAGAAACGCAUGGGGCUGAAGCUGACGCCGGUGGCGUCGGAGCCCCCCUACUCCCAGGCGAGCAGUGGAGGGGAGGAGUACUCCGACCACGACAUGGAGCACCCCGACAGCCCUCAGUCGGCCGCGACGGCCGGCGGCUUCUUCAGCGGCGAGGCGGAGGCCCUGACCGAGGGCUACACCAUGGACGCCUUCUUCAUCUCCGACGGGCGCUCGCGGAGGAAGGGCAAGGCAGACGGUCGCGGGGGAAGAGGAGGAGGAGGAGGAGGAGGCGGCGGGCGGGAGGGGAGCGUUGCCGCAGAGACGGGGGACCUGGGCGCCAGGCAGGGCAGGGGCCACGCGCGGCACACCUGUAGCGAGUGCGGCAAGACCUACGCCACCUCCUCCAACCUCAGCCGGCACAAGCAGACGCACCGAAGCCUGGACAGCAAGAUGGCGCGCAAGUGCCCCACCUGCGACAAGGUGUACGUGUCCAUGCCGGCGCUGGCCAUGCACAUCCUCACCCACGACCUCAAGCACAAGUGCGACGUGUGCAGCAAGGCCUUCAGCCGGCCCUGGCUCCUGCAGGGCCACAUGCGCUCGCACACCGGGGAGAAGCCCUUCGCCUGCGCCCACUGCGGGAAGGCCUUCGCCGACCGCUCCAACCUCCGCGCCCACAUGCAGACGCACUCCGCCUUCAAGCACUACCGCUGCAAGCGCUGCGACAAGACCUUCGCCCUCAAGUCCUACCUGAACAAGCACUACGAGUCGGCCUGCUUCAAGGGCUCUGCCGACGAAGACGACUCCUGCUCGGAGCACUAACCGGGCGGACAGCGCCGGCCCAACACCACCCUCCCCUCUUGGAAAAAAACCAUCUCUUGCUUCCCUUUUUUCAGAAAGCAAUAUUUUUACUGAGAUUACUUUACGAGAAAGGUAAUAAUUACAAUGACGCUGACAAUAAAGGGUGCUGGAUUUUUUUUUUCCUUGAACAAUUGCUAUGAAAGUACACACAGAUGCACAUACACAAACGAACAAACGAACAAACGA
This is a messenger RNA of Megalops cyprinoides (Indo-Pacific tarpon), 1359 nucleotides long. Its product is annotated as transcriptional repressor scratch 2-like. NCBI's taxonomy places the organism in Eukaryota, Metazoa, Chordata, Actinopteri, Elopiformes, Megalopidae. The transcript has 2 exons. The coding region runs from base 121 to 1134 and encodes 337 amino acids. Gene Ontology annotation, biological process: regulation of DNA-templated transcription. The record is from RefSeq and is a predicted model, not a curated record. Gene Ontology annotation, molecular function: DNA-binding transcription factor activity, RNA polymerase II-specific; RNA polymerase II cis-regulatory region sequence-specific DNA binding.